This is a messenger RNA of Perkinsus marinus ATCC 50983, 312 nucleotides long. RefSeq lists its product as hypothetical. The record is from RefSeq and is a predicted model, not a curated record. The coding region runs from base 1 to 312 and encodes 103 amino acids. The transcript is spliced from 4 exons. Lineage: Eukaryota; Perkinsozoa; Perkinsida; Perkinsidae.
AUGUUGGGUGCGCAGAUUACCAAGAACCAGGAGCUGAAGGCGAAUUUCAGGGGUGUUAUGAUCUUUUCUGGUGCAAUCGACCCGUCUGCUGUCAACCAGGGAUGCGUGGAUAUGGCAUCUCAGCGCAGUCUGGUGCCUCAGGAUAUAUUAAAUAAAAUGCAAUCGGAUAUGAAGGUCUGUCAAGCGGCACUCGCCGAUUGCAACUCCAAUGGUCCUGGGAAGCCUUCCAAAGAAGAUAAGUGUUUUAAGGCCGCGUUGUGGUGUGAUGAUGCUACUGCUUUCCAACUGGAUGAGAUUCAUAGAAGCGUGUGA